Messenger RNA from Manihot esculenta (cassava), 1579 nucleotides. RefSeq names its product mannan endo-1,4-beta-mannosidase 6. The transcript is spliced from 6 exons. NCBI's taxonomy places the organism in Eukaryota, Viridiplantae, Streptophyta, Magnoliopsida, Malpighiales, Euphorbiaceae. Gene Ontology annotation, molecular function: hydrolase activity, hydrolyzing O-glycosyl compounds. The record is from RefSeq and is a predicted model, not a curated record. The coding region runs from base 43 to 1461 and encodes 472 amino acids.
UGAGGAGGCAAAGCACAAACUUACUGCUGAUAGAACAAUAUCAUGGAUACCCACAAGAGAGUUAAUUGGUUUCAUAACCUUUUUUCACUGGCUAUUUUGUUUAUGUUCCUUGGAAAUGCAAAGUCCAGUAAUGGCUUUAAUGCUCCUGAGAGUGGGCAAUUUGAACUGACAGUGGAGGAAGUGGACAGCCAUUUACCAUAUUCUAGUGCUAAUCAAGGGAUUUAUCAGAUGAAUGAUAUGGAAGAAGAUGCAUGGGAAAUGGUGCAGAAGAAAGGUACCCAGUUUGUGGUCGAUGAUCAGCCUUUCUAUGUUAAUGGCUUCAACACAUACUGGCUGAUGGUAUUUGCUGCGGACCAAUCUACCAGAGGAAAAGUCACUGAGGUUUUUCAACAAGCAUCUUCAGUGGGUCUUACAGUCUGCCGAACUUGGGCAUUUAAUGAUGGCCAAUGGCGUGCUCUUCAGAAAUCUCCAGGUGUUUAUGAUGAAGAUGUUUUUAAGGCCUUGGAUUUUGUGGUGAGUGAUGCGAGAAAGUACAAGAUGAGGCUCAUUUUAUCGUUGAGCAACAACUGGGAAGCAUAUGGUGGCAAAGCACAAUAUGUUAAAUGGGGAAAAGCUGCUGGCCUUAAUUUGACAUCUGAUGAUGAUUUCUUCUCUCAUCCUACUCUCAGAAGCUAUUACAAGGCUCAUGUUAAGACGGUGCUCAACAGAGUGAAUACGCUCACAAACAUAACUUACAAGGAUGAUCCAACAAUAUUUGCUUGGGAAUUGAUGAACGAACCUCGAUGCACAUCAGAUCCUUCUGGUGAUAAAUUGCAGUCAUGGAUACAAGAAAUGGCAGUGCAUAUCAAAAGCAUGGAUGCAAAACAUUUAGUGGAGAUUGGAUUGGAAGGAUUUUAUGGUCCCUCAGCUCCUGACAGGGCUAAAUUCAAUCCUAAUACUUAUGCCACUCAAGUGGGAACUGACUUUAUAAGGAACCAUCAGACUCUUGGUGUUGAUUUUGCUUCUGUUCACAUUUAUGCAGACUCUUGGAUUUCGCAAACGAUUUCUGAUGCCCAUAUUGAAUUCACCAAAUCAUGGAUGGAAGCGCACAUUGAGGAUGCUGAGAAGUAUCUAGAUAUGCCUGUCAUAUUUGCUGAGUUUGGUGUAUCAACAAAAGACCCUGGUUACAAUUCGUCGUUCCGAGACACCAUGUUCAGUACUGUGUACAAAACCCUUCUGAACUCCACAAAGAAAGGUGGGAGUGGGGGUGGGAGCCUUCUGUGGCAGCUGUUCCCAGACGGAACAGAUUACAUGGAUGAUGGGUAUGCAAUUGUUCUAUCAAAAUCUCCUUCAACAUCAAAUCUCAUUUCCCUUCAUUCUACGCGGCUUGCAAUCUUCAAUUCCAUGUGUUCUUGGAAAUGCAAAUGGGGCUGCAGGAAGAAGAAUGCCUUGGAGACAUUCCUUUACCACGAUGAUUUGUAAAAGUACUUGAACUAUCACACAAAAAGGAUCCGAGUUAUCACAAUAAUAUGAACUUGUUUGUACCUCCCAAAACAUGAAUAUUCACAAAGAUAUAUAAUUUCAGCGGUUGUCUCAUGAA